This is a messenger RNA of Salvelinus sp. IW2-2015, 1272 nucleotides long. The record is from RefSeq and is a predicted model, not a curated record. NCBI's taxonomy places the organism in Eukaryota, Metazoa, Chordata, Actinopteri, Salmoniformes, Salmonidae.
UAAAAUGAACUUUGAUUCCAAUGUUUAUUUAUUAGACUUGUGUAAUAAUUAGGGUAAUUUGGACCACAAUGGCUGAAUGCAAGAAAGAACACGGGUAUUGCGGGAAGGCUGUUUCGUUGAUUCAGUGAUUCAUGUGGAUGUCAAGGACUACUAUGGGAAGACCCUGAAGAAAACGUCUGACCUGAAGAGUAAUGCCUGCUUAGCCCCGUCUCAGCCCAUCCCAGCCUUCAUCCUCAAGGCUCUGAAGAAGAUCCAUCCUGAAGUCACAGCCAAAAGGGCAAUUGCUGAACACAACACUUUGUGGUGCUUGUUUACAGUGCCUCUUGAGGUUGAUAGAAAGUACGUGGACCACCACACGCAGGAGUUUGGAUACGAGAAGCCCAACGUGGACUUUGUUCAGGGCUACAUCGAAGCUCUAAAGGAGGCUGGACUCAAGGAGGACUCCUUCGAUAUCAUCAUAUCCAACUGUGUGGUGAAUUUGUCCCCAGACAAGAGAAAAGUAUUGAGUGAUGCUUACCGCGUGCUGAAGCAUGGAGGAGAGCUGUACUUCAGUGAUGUCUAUAGUAGCAGUAAGCUCUCCGAUGAGAUCAAGAAUCACAAAGUCCUGUGGGGGGAGUGUUUAGGCGGAGCGCUUUGGUGGGAGGACCUKGUGCGAUUGGCUCAGGAGGUGGGAUUCAGCCCCCCGCGAUUGGUCACGGCCAACGUCAUCACCGUGGACAACAUGGAACUGGAGGCCGUCCUAGGUGACUACAAGUUUGUCUCUGCCACCUACCGUCUCUUCAAGAUCCCCAAAAUCUCUAAUAAGGGCUCUCUGGUCAUAUACAAUGGCAACAUCACUGGUUUUGAGGAGAGUCUGGAGUUUGACGCUCAGUACACAUUCAAGGUGGAUGAGGUAGUGGAGGUGGAUGGAGAGGUGGCCAGCAUCCUCAGCCACUCCAGGUUUGCUGAGGAGUUCACUUUCCAACCGCCCGGGGUACCUGCUGGAUGUAGUGUAAAGAAACCCAAGGUGGGCACGGUGAAUCCCUUUGAACUGGUGCUGCAGCUGGGGAGUGCAACUGUCUCUUCUGCCACAGGGGGGUGCUGUGGUGCAGAGUCAUCCUGUUGCAAGUGAUGGGGGUAGCCAAGAUAUGAGAGAGACACAGAGAAUGAUUAUACUGUGUAUGAAUGAACAAUAAUUGUAAUUCAUGUCAAACUAUGGAUUUCUGUCAAGCCUUAAGUUAGGCUCAUGUGUUAAUUGUUUAACUGUGUGAAUAUUAUCAUAAUCCAAACACA